Molecule: messenger RNA, 1045 nt
Organism: Pollicipes pollicipes
Lineage: Eukaryota; Metazoa; Arthropoda; Thecostraca; Pollicipedomorpha; Pollicipedidae
Exons: 5
Coding region: 67-423 (118 amino acids)
Source: RefSeq, a predicted model, not a curated record
UCCCGCACACCAGAGGUCACGUCGGGUCAGUUCAGGUCACCGGUCGCCGAGAGGAACCACAACAGGAUGGCCGGCUGUGGCACUGGACCAGCGGCGGUAGUCGCUUUCCUGCUGGUGGUGCUAGCUGUUCUGGUCCAGGUCCGGUCAGCACCCUUGGACGACACCUACGUCCCGUACAGCGUGAACGGCGAGCCGCAGGCGGGCCAGGGCGGCAGCGGCUCCGAGGCAGGACUCAUCCGACGGCUGCUCGACGACCUGCGGGCUGGCCAGAUCAGAUACAGGACGCAGCAGAAGCGGACCUGUUUGUUUAACGGCGGCAUGUCACACUCGUGCGACUACAAGGACGCCGUCGGCGCCAUGGACGAGGACAUGUUCUACAACUCACUGAGCAGCCCCGGUAAACGGAGGCGACGCUCCGCCUGAGCGAUCCGGCUCGCGACACCCAAUCAUUGCGGACAGCUGAACGACGUUAGUACUUCCGGGCGAGGCGACGGCGAGAGAGGAGGCACGUCGCCACGCCUGGCCGCGCCGGGGGAGGGGGAGGGGACGGGCGCGCUGCCGACCCUCCUCCGGGCGCGGCGGCUGCAGCUGCGUCGGCUCCGUCGUCUGCGUUCCGUACCUGUACCCACUGAGCCAACCUGCAUGUUGUCGGCGUUAUAUAUGCUCCCGCGGCCGCUUACGGCCGCCUGCGCGCGCCUCAGACAUGCCCUCGCCUUCCGGUGACGAGCCUCUCUCGAGUGCGUGCGACGAAAUUGCCUGCAUUCUCUACUGCUGCUGAGCGCCGCAGAGCCGCCAGACCUAUGUCAACAAAACGUGAUCGAGUGCGGUGGCCCAGGGCCCAAGCAGGCUGAACCGCGAGGCUGGUCUGUGCUAUGCGCUGUGUGUCCUUCUGCUCUUGCGUUCUCCAAUACACGAGUUGUACGCGAGCAGUUGAGGUACCAACGGCGGCUACCAAUCUCUCAACGGAAUGUGUACCUGCUGUUGCCACAUCUCCACUCACGCCUUCCUUUCGGUGUGUGUCGCACAUUGUUGCCGUCAAACAAUA